AUGGCGGAGGCUUCGCACGAGUCGAACGGCGCCGCCGAGGGUUUGGUGGCGGAGGCAGCAGCAGGCGCAGCAGCAGCAGCAGCAGCAGCAGCUGCUGCUGCUGCUGCCCCUGCUGCGGGGGCCCCCAACGGGGGCCCCUCUGCAGACAAGGGGCCCCCCCCCGUGGAGAUUAAACUCUUUAUUGGCAGAGUCCCUCAGGCCGUAGAAGAAGAUUCUUUAAAACCCGUUUUUGAAGAAUUCGGCGAAGUCCGAGAAGUCAUAAUUAUCCGCGACAAGGCCACUGGCAAACACAAAAACAGCGCCUUCGUCAAGAUGGCUUCGAUAGCAGCAGCAGACAACGCCAUUCGCGCGCUGCACAACAGCAGGUCUUUGGAGUCCGCGAUGGGGCCAAUGACUGUCAAGUACGCCACUGGAGAGGCCGAGCGCCUCGGACUCAAUCCCCAGGUGACUCCCCACACAGCUAGCUAG
Messenger RNA from Eimeria necatrix, 468 nucleotides. RefSeq lists its product as hypothetical. Gene Ontology annotation, cellular component: cytosol. The transcript has 2 exons. The coding region runs from base 1 to 468 and encodes 155 amino acids. Lineage: Eukaryota; Apicomplexa; Conoidasida; Eucoccidiorida; Eimeriidae. Gene Ontology annotation, molecular function: mRNA binding. The record is from RefSeq and is a predicted model, not a curated record.